This is a messenger RNA of Bactrocera tryoni, 697 nucleotides long. RefSeq lists its product as uncharacterized. Gene Ontology annotation, biological process: proteasome assembly. The record is from RefSeq and is a predicted model, not a curated record. Bases 99 to 512 code for a protein of 137 amino acids. The transcript has a single exon. NCBI's taxonomy places the organism in Eukaryota, Metazoa, Arthropoda, Insecta, Diptera, Tephritidae.
AUUAUUUUUUCUUGCAAUGACAAGGAAUUUCCUAAGUUAAUAAAUAGUAAUAUAUAUUAAUAAUAGCAUUUUAAGUUUGAAUCCGGAAAUACUAGAAAAUGGAUGCAGUUACAUUAAAUAACACCAGUAAAGACACAAAUGGAAUAUCGCCCAAGACAAAUGACGAAGAUACCGGAUUUACUUCCUGCGGCACACACUUGGAUAUUAAAGGCAGAAAGUUGACAAUACGCAUGCUGCGUAUGAAUUUAGGUACUCUCGUUACCAUAUCUCCUCAAGGCAACGAAAGUCUUAAUGAAAUGGGAGUUGCAUGUCCGGCGGUAUAUGCCGGAGCAUCCUCAUCAAGCACAACAUUAUUCGGGCCAGAAUAUGCCUCAAACUCGCAACGUUUAGCGGAUUUAUGGAGCAAACGCUACAAGCGGCAAUUUAUAGUAAGCUGCAAUGUACAAACCAAUGACAUUGAUAGCGCUAACAUAGAAAAGGCUUUAAGCGACUGGAUAUGCGCGAAUGUGUAAGCAUAAAAAAUAGCAAUGGGUUUCAACAACAACACCAACAAUAUACUAUACUGCCAUGCCAGUAAUACCAAUAUGAAAUUAUUUUAAAAUUUCUUCUUGCUAAAAAACAUUAGUUUUAAAUUAAAUGUUAAAUAUGUAAGAUUAGUUUAGGAGAUAAAAUUGCUUUAAUAAAACCAGUUUCUCAA